AUGCCCACAGUACAACAGGGAUACCAGACAACCCAGACCAGGCAGCGACCUCCACGCCUAUGGAUAGCCUCAUUCAACGGAACAUGGGCAGGUGGCAUACGGUCUGGUCGUAAAACUGUAGUGUCCGAACUUGUGGAUCUUAUUUCGGAGGAGGAGAAUGUUUACGAAGUGUUACUGAAUGGAGUUGGCUCUGAUGGAAGCAUCUCCACCAAGAUGAAAGGAGGUGCUUGGGCCGCGCGGUACCUUGCCAAGCUCAUUGACAUUGUUGGUUUGCCUGAAAAGCCUGACGAGCGAUUUCACAAGAAGGUGUACAAAGCAUGCAAAAAGGGCAGGCUAUGUGAUCCUGAACGAGUCUAUGUAGGAAAGCUCAGGCAACGAUAUGGAUGCUAUAAUGUCAGCAUCGAUGCCUUAUGCUGUUUCGACACCGUCGGUUCUCUUGGUUGGCCUGUCACAGGAUUGGCAAAGCCACUCAAAUUUCUUUGCAAGCUCGGAAAGCAACAGAAUACCAAUGACCUUGUGUCUGAAGUGGCAGAUAAUGUCCGUUUUCCCUUCCAUGCCCUUUCUUUGCACGAAACCCGUGCGCCCUACAUGCCAACAUUGAUGCUAGGGCAUGAUGUGCACCAAGUUUAUUUCCCCGGAAACCACAGCGACUUGGGGUGGAUCGAUGAAGUCGAAGGGCUGGUACUCGCCCCGUUGGCAUGGAUGAUUGGACGGCUCAACACACAUCUUGGUGUCAGAUUUGAUGAGAAUAAGCUGAGCAACCGGUUUCCCAACUAUAGCCAACCUCGCCCAAAUCCACCCCGGUGGGCUGAAGCAUCCAUCAGACACACUCGCACAUUCCUGCACGCAGUAAUGGGGAGGAAAUGUCGCAAUCCAGGACACCAACAGGUCAACCGCCCAGGAGCAGCAUCGAAUGUCCGGAUCCAUUGCGGCGCUCGGCUCCGCAACAAUAUGCCUGAAGAAGCCGUGCCGGGGUACAGGCUGAUGGCUCCUCUUGAUGGGCAGAGGCCAUAUUGGGAGAGACGGAACAACUCAGCAGACACAAAUAGUGCCAACAUCCAAGAGAAUAGGGCCAUGAGAGUUGAGGAGGCUGAGUUGGGCGAGCUGGAAGCAAAGUUAUUGGGAUUGCCUGACCGAGCUAUCAACGAGAUCAGAGCAGCUUUAUACCUCCCCAACUAGAUAUUGUGUCAUGGGGGGUAAAAUUUGUCCUUCGUUUACCAUUUCCUUAGUUUACAUAUGUUUCUUAGUAGAACGUUGGAUUAUGAGCAACCGCCAUUCCUGUGAGCUGCUUGGAGAAAUCUGGCCACUACCUCGAGAAAACCUUC
Messenger RNA from Podospora pseudocomata, 1325 nucleotides. RefSeq lists its product as uncharacterized. Bases 1 to 1179 code for a protein of 392 amino acids. The record is from RefSeq and is a predicted model, not a curated record. The transcript has 5 exons. Lineage: Eukaryota; Fungi; Ascomycota; Sordariomycetes; Sordariales; Podosporaceae.